AGAACAUGCAGUGGUUUCCAAGUUGCUUCGCUGUUCUCUCGACUUGGUGCCAAAGUUGGGCCAUUUGCGCCACGGAGUUCACACCAUGUCAUCCGAGUGGCGGAAAGCCUCGGAGCACUUCGUUUGCGGUGGGAUCGCUGGGAUGGCCCCGGCGCCCAGCGAAGCGGGGCAGGAGGAAUCGGGAAAUGUCUGGAAGAGCAUGGGGGAGGGUUGGUCGAAGCCAUAGUGUGAACUUUAUUUGAAGCCUAUCUUCACAUCUGACAUCUCCACGUCACUUGGCAGAAUGAACUGAACAAGUCCGACUCCAAACAAGUCCGCUUAGACUCCACAAGACGUGUCUGCAAACUUGAAGUUGAUUCGUCCGAAGAACUGCCUAAUUACAAACGAUUCUAUCAAUGUAUAUUCUCUUUUGUCCCCAAAUAUGUUUCUUUUGUGUUCCUGUGAAGUGUCUAUUGAAUUUCAGAGGCACAACUUUUUCGUCUCGUGGGAUCUAAACGGACAAAGAAAGUUUGCACCGCAAUGCACCGCACAGGUUGCAAGGACGGUGAUUGCGCCAGUGGAGAGAGUUUGGGGCAGAGAGUUCAACGCUGAUCAACAGAGCAAGCAUUAAUGGUAAGUGAUGUUUGUAGAAGACAUGCCUUAGAUUUGCCUUCGAACCGAUCUUAACAUCUCCUGGGCGACCAAGAUCAAAAUCAUUUACCAGAUCAAUUCCAAAAACAGCGUUUGCCUGGCUUGUUUUUGCAACUAGGAGCAAGGAUGCUACUAGGGGCUCCUGGCCUUACUACUAGGAACAAGAAGCUACUAGGGGCUCCUGGCAUCGCUACUAGGAGCAAGGAUGCUAGCAGUUUGUGUGGUCGUUGUCAAAACUGCACCGUCGCCGUGUUCUUGUCAGGGCCGUGAUCACGGCUGGCUGCGGAUCAUCACCAAAGUGAUGGACGAGAGUGGUGGAGGCCUUCAAAAGGUCACAGCCUUUUGGAAAGGCAAUUCGGUGGCGGUGCUCCGUGUUUUUCCUUAUCUUGGAGUUCAACUGGCCUCGAACGAGUUUUUCCGUCGACAAUUAAAAACACUGGCCAAAGGUCCAGUUGCUGUCACCCCAGAGGUGCAAAAGUUUUUCGCUGGAGGAGGAGCCGGUUUGACGGCUGUGCUUUGCACAUAUCCCUUGGAUUUGGCCCGUGCGCGCAUGGCACUGCUUAUGGAACAAGGUGCCCAAGAGAUGCCGUCCAUGGCUGGCACUGUCCGGGAGGUCUGGCGCCAGGGAGGGGUUCGGGCUCUCUACUCUGGUGCUGGUGUCUCGAUGACGGGUGCAGCCAUCUAUUGUGGCUUGAAAUUUGCAAGCUACGAUGCUUCGAAGGAGUUGUGCCAGAAAUAUUUGCUGCCAGAUCCUGAAGGACCUCCAAGCCCUUUCCAUCGCGCCAUGAGCGGUGGCCUUGCUGGCGUCCUGGCGCAGACCUUUGUGUAUCCGUUUGACGUGCUGCGAAGGCGGCUUCAGACCGGUGGCCCUGCGAUGCUGGAGAAAUAUCCCGGCAGCAUAAGAGGCCUUUGGCGGCUUUACCAAGAGGAAGGCGUUGUUCGUGGCCUCUACAGGGGCUGCGCAUUGAACUACGUUAAGACAGUGCCGAACACCACAGUCUACUUGGCACUCUUUGACUAUCUGAAAGACAGCUUUUGUUCAGCAUGAAUCUCCAUGGACUUCACUGCCGCAC
Messenger RNA from Durusdinium trenchii, 1703 nucleotides. The record is from the annotation of a GenBank genome assembly. Lineage: Eukaryota; Dinophyceae; Suessiales; Symbiodiniaceae.